AUGACGUGUGGGUCUCCAGACAAGAGAGAGAACACUACUUUGAGCACCACAGACACUAACACGGGGUCCACUGUCACCUACACCUGCCCAACUGACUCUCUUCUUGUGGGGAACUCGACGAGAACCUGCCUGAAAAGUGGCUUGUGGAGCGGGUCUGCGCCUACUUGCAAAUCCUUGUCAUCACUCUCCAGGACUUGUGUCUCUCUGUGUGCCCUGCGGUGUACCUUCUCUAACUCUUACUGUCCUGCCUCUUGCUCGCAAUAUCUGGAGAGAGUGAGAGGGUUUGUGGGAGAGAGGGAGUGUGGACGCCGCUGGACCCUCCCACCUGCCUGUACUCGUGGUGUCCUCCCCUCACCCCCGCCUCCUCACGGAAGGGUAAUUUCAAGAGGCCAGAGAUCAGGUGACACAGCAGAAUACACCUGUGAAGAGGGAUACCUGCUGACAGGAGCAAAGACUGUGUCCUGUCAGCUUGGCGGUGCAUGGAGUGAUGAAGCUGCUGAGUGCAAGUUUAUCGACUGUGGCUUGCCUCCCGACCUUCCUAACGGCAGGAUAACUCUACUGAACCACACAACACACCUCGGUUCGCUGGCCAAGUACUCCUGUGACCCAAACCACUGGCUGGACGGGCCUGAACAGAGACAAUGUGGGGUGGACGCAGCGUGGAGCCAAGAGGAGCCAGCAUGUGUCUUGGUGACCUGCGCAAAGCCUACACUUCCUGCUGAUGGGUACGUUACAGGCUAUAGUUUUGACGUGGGGGCGGAAGUCAUCUACCACUGCAAUGAAGGAUACCGGCUGGAAACAGGUCAGGAUGGCUCACCACAACCUUCCAGUGGGCAUGAGAGGACGAGAUCUAUGAAAAGGACGUGUCAGAUCUCAGGACUUUGGUCAGGGAAUGUGCCCUCGUGUGUUUACACAGAUUGCGGCCACGUUCCUGCCCCCCUGAAGGGUAGUCGUGACUAUCUAAAUGGUACCACCUAUUUGGAUAGUCAAGUGAACUAUUCCUGUACUUCUAACUAUCGGAUAGUCGGCCAGCAGAUCAGAGAGUGCCAGGAGGAUAGUCAGUGGAGUGGAGAGGCGCCGCUGUGUCAAGAAAUCCGGUGCGGGCCGCCUUCAGAAAAAUCUGGAGGUGCCAAAGUUCUUGGGAUUUCUGGCAGUGACCGGCGCCUCACCUCCACAUUUGCAAGGCGAAGGGAACAUCUGGCCAUGGAGGAGUCAUACAGGAUCGGAAGUGUGGCGAGUUACGGGUGUGGCAAGGGAUACGCCAUUCUGCAGAGUCCAACACGCAAAUGCACAGAAAACGGAACUUGGGCUGGCCAUGAGCCUGCGUGUGUCUAUGUGGAUUGUGGGCUACCGGACAAAAUAGUCAAUGGCUACUAUCGACUGCUCAGUAAUACUACUUAUUUUGGCUCCCAGGUAUCGUACCAGUGUGCUCCUGACUAUCGGUUGGAUGGUCGAAUACGUCGCCACUGCCUCGCAAAUAGUACCUGGAGCGGACUAUCGCCCACCUGUGUUGAGAUUAGGUGUCCCGACCUGACUUCUGACCUCACCCCGGCACUCGAGGUCACCCCAGCUGGGCCAGUUAGGAGCGGGGUCACUGCUACUUACUCCUGUGAAACUGGAAGAAAAAUUGUUGGGAACCCGUUUCGAUCUUGUUCAACGACUGGCAACUGGAACGGAACACGCCCACGCUGCGAAUGGGUGUCUUGUCAAAUGCCCAAGGAAAUGAAGAAUGGCCGGAGUGUGCCUGUGAACGAGACACUGAAUUACAAGACAGUCAUAGAAGUUUUGUGUUUCCCGCCCUUCAAGUUGCUGGGCGAUUUCAGACGAGUGUGUCAAGAAAACGGUGAAUGGAGCGGUGAGGAGCCUCGCUGUGUGGGCGAGGACGAUGACAGCAUCUACACUAUCCUGGAUGGCAAUAGUAUAGACAACCAGGCCUCUGCUACUACUACUACUACUGCUGCUACUACCACUGCUACCAACACUGGCCUCUAUGUUGGCCUGGUGUUUGGGUUAAUUUUGUGUCUAAUGUUUGUGGCAACACUGUUCUUCCUUAGACGAAGACAGAGAAGAGGAGGGGGGAAGGUGCAGCCUGGAGGAGGAGGAGGAGGAGGGGGUGACAGGCCGCCCCUGCCUCCACCUAAUGACAUGAAAUCUGAGGUCAACCAUUCCAUGACCUAUUCCAGCAUUACUGACCCUACUACUGGAAAUGACAUCUACGAGAAUAUAGAUGAAGAAGAUGCAGAAGAAGAAGAGAGAAGAAUAAGAGGAGGAUUAGGAGGAGGAGGAGGAGAAGAAGAGAACAGCUAUUACAACUACAACAACAACAUUCACAACAACAACUACAACCAUUACAGUAACAUAACUAACACUACUACUACUACUCCUACUACUACUACUACCACUUCUACUACUACUCCUACUAUCAGCCACCACUCCCAGCCUUUCUAUCGGCCAAAUAGUUCGGUUCUUAAUUCAAGGAGGCCGACAUUACCGCCCCCUCAGCCACCGACUAUCCCUCCGUCAGCUGUAGUAACUAUCAACGGUGUGACUGUUGAUAGUUCAGGGUAGUAGAAGAAGUAGUAGUAGUAGUAGUAGUAGUGGUGGUAGUUAGCUCAGUUAGUAGUAGUAGUAGUAGCAGUAGUAGUAGAGGUAGAGGUGGUGAUUAUGUUAGGUUAGGUCAGUAGUAACAGUAGUAGUAGCAGUAGUAGUAGUAGUAGUAGUAGUAGUAGUAGUAGUAGUAAUAGUAGUAGUAGUAGUAGAAUCGAGUCUCUCUCUCUCUCUCUCUCUCUCUCUCUCUCUCUCUCUCUCUCUCUCUCUCUCUCUCUCUCUCUC
This is a messenger RNA of Scylla paramamosain (green mud crab), 2832 nucleotides long. RefSeq names its product CUB and sushi domain-containing protein 1-like. Lineage: Eukaryota; Metazoa; Arthropoda; Malacostraca; Decapoda; Portunidae. The record is from RefSeq and is a predicted model, not a curated record. Bases 1 to 2568 code for a protein of 855 amino acids. The transcript has 18 exons.